GACUUCUCCUCUUCUUUCGUCUUCAUUCAUCACACCUGGCGAGGACAACAAAAGUUUGUCUUCUUACUUUUUCUUCUCUACCUUCGUUCGACCUUGCCUUGUCCUCCCCCAACCCAACCAUCCACCAUGUCCAACAUCAACCAGCUCAGCAAGGCCGAUAUGGACAAUCUGAACAGCGAGGAGCGUCUUAUCCUUGCUCAGGUGUGCACUCGGACUCAACGCGAUGUCGGCGGCACAUCCACCCCUGAUAUUAAUGACGUCGAAAUGUCUACUCCUGCUUCCUCCCCUCAGAAGCCCCUCAGCUUGGCGACAGGUGACGGCAUCAUCCGAUGCUGCCAUCGGAAGCUGAGUCCUGAUCUGCGAUCCAGAUGUUCGGGCACAGCCCACAUGAACAUCUCCAAGCCCAGCUUGGACUGGCAGAUCGGGUCGCUUCUAGAUUCUCAAAGCCUUGUUCCCAAGACACCUUGCCUGGAGAAGCUGUAUCUUAUCCAGGGGAGACUCGGCUCUUCAGUUUUACGCCCCAGGCAACGAAUGGGUGUCUUCAAGCUCAGUCUUGAAUACUUGGCUUUGGGAAUCGCGGCUUCAUACCAGCUUAUUCCGAGAACAACCUGUACCACCCUCACGAGCGCCGCCUUCGACGAGAAGGCUGACCAUCUCAACACACAACUGGCGCAGAUCGAAUUGCAGCCUACCAAGGCUCUCGAGAGCUACGCCAAAGAGAUCGAACGACAGGCCGGCGAGAUCAGCGAGAUGGACGAGCUGAUCGUCACCUGCGGCAAAGAGUUUUCGUGCGUCGAGAGCGAUGCCGAUAACGCCAGCGGCAUGCUGCUGCGCUUUGAGCGCCAGAUCGAAGAGCAUGCCGCAAGGCAGGACGCCAAGCUCAACGAGCUGGCAAAGACCGACAGCAAUGCCACCAGACUGGCUGCGAUCGAGGCCAGACUGGCCAGACUUGAGGAGAUGAUGGUGGGCCUCAUGAACAACCAGAACACGGAGAAGCUGGGCAACAUGGCCGUGUGA
This is a messenger RNA of Fusarium keratoplasticum, 1017 nucleotides long. RefSeq lists its product as uncharacterized. The record is from RefSeq and is a predicted model, not a curated record. Lineage: Eukaryota; Fungi; Ascomycota; Sordariomycetes; Hypocreales; Nectriaceae. The transcript is spliced from 5 exons. The coding region runs from base 127 to 1017 and encodes 296 amino acids.